Messenger RNA from Colossoma macropomum (tambaqui), 12168 nucleotides. It is a transcript of the gene dnah7, whose product is annotated as dynein, axonemal, heavy chain 7. The transcript is spliced from 65 exons. The record is from RefSeq and is a predicted model, not a curated record. Gene Ontology annotation, molecular function: ATP binding; dynein intermediate chain binding; calcium ion binding. Lineage: Eukaryota; Metazoa; Chordata; Actinopteri; Characiformes; Serrasalmidae. Gene Ontology annotation, cellular component: dynein complex. Gene Ontology annotation, biological process: microtubule-based movement. The coding region runs from base 1 to 12012 and encodes 4003 amino acids.
AUGGAAAGGAAGGGGGGACCGGGCAAUAAUAGACUGUUACCUGAGAUACCAGAAAGCCCUGUGCGUCCAAAGGUUCGGGUAAGGCCUAAGUUUCAAGACGCGACCCCAUCCUUCGUCCUGCCGGCCUUGUCUGAGGAGGAAGCCGCUGAUUAUGGACUGUCAACUGGAAUUUCCAGACGCUCGUUUGGAGGAGGUGUACAGCAGAGUUUUGGCAGAGGCCUGGGCCACGCCAUGAGCAACGAUGCUGCUUUUUCAGCCAAAUCCUCCAGGCAAGGUGGCAGCAUCAAGCUAAAAAAAAACAGAGAACAGUUUCGCAAAGCUCUCGUCAGCAUCAUCAUGCAGCAGGAGUCUGACACUGGUAAGAUCUUCACAGGUGACAGCUCACCACCCACCUGUGGCCCACUCACUUCCACCGAAAAGUGCAUUUUGAGAUAUAACUACUACAUUCGACAUGGGAUUGACAUAGAAGACGUGGCACCAAUGGAAGACUCCUGGCUGGAGAAUAUCCUGGACCUGGUGCCGAGCCACCUGAAGAGACAAACGACAACCAUUGAGGCUCUCUCAGACGAGAUAAGGGAGGACUACCUGUUCAGUGUUCAGAAAGCCAUGGUGGAUUUGGCACUACGAGACCCAAGAGAGAACGAAGACGAGAAGGUCAAAGGUCUACCCCCUCAUAGAGAAGAAAUGGAAGUUGUGCCAAAGCCAUGGAAGACGUCCUUCCACCAAACCAAGAAAAGGAUGAAAAACCGGCUCUACUCCUUCAACCCCACCAUGCUGUCUGUGUUGGACCUGUGGCACAUGUCCUUCAAGAAGUUGAGGCUUAUUGAUGUGCAGGAGUUCCACACCAGACAGGAGUCCAUGGAACUCUCAGUCUUCCAGCAGUUGGUCAGCAAACACAUUGAACGUGCCAAAGACGUCCUAAUGGAGAAGUGGCUUCCCGAGGUGCAUCACAUCUACUACCAGGGGAACAAGCGCAAACUGGUCCCCAGUGAUGCUAAUCCAGCUCGGCUGCAGUCCUUCUUCAACUGUGUAGCGGCGCUCAUGACCUCCCAACUCCAAAGUCUGGCCCUGGAAUCCAUCCACGACUACACCCGCCUGAUAGCUCAAGACCCACAUUCGGUGAGAGCCUAUGAGCAUCCAGGCUUUGUUCUGAGGUUGAUCCUGGAGCAGAAUGAAAUCAAGUUUGAACCUCAGUUCCAAGACUUCGAGGUCAUUUUGGUGAACGUCUAUGACGCAAUGCUGAAGUCCAUCAGCUUGAUGCCUCGAGUUGAGACAAAACUUUACUCAGAAUGGCCAGGCACAGAGACAGGCAGCCUGAAUCCCAUCAUCCUGCCUGAGAUCAUACAGGCCCAGAAGGAGGAGGUCCAGCAGGUGAUCCGCGAGGAGAGCAGUGGACCUCUGGAGCAUGUACGCCUCUAUGAUAAAUACGCUCCGCUGGUGUCCCAGCAGGCAGAGGAGGAUGUUGAGCAGUUCUUGCGUGAGCAGCACUCCUUCCAGGAGAUGAUGAUGGAGGUGACGCGCUACCAGCAGCUGGCAGAUGAGAUUCAGUACAACUCCUGUAAGGUGGUCCGACUCGGCAUGUUUGAAGUCCUUUCCCAUGAGCUGGUCCGUGCCCUGGUGAAGCGUGCAGAGGGACUCAGAGAAAAAUUGGUCACCCACAUGCUGCAGGAGCACCAGAUAUUCAAUAAGAAGUUAUGUGAGGAGUUUGAGAAGGUUGCUGAAAAAGCCCUCAGCAUACCUUCAAACACACAGGAGCUCAUGGCACUUAAGGCCUAUGUGGACAAGGUUGAGGCUGAGGAGAUGCCCAAGCUCGAGCUAAAGCUUAAGGACUCAAACACACGGCUGUGCUUCUUGGUUGACUAUGUCAUGUUUUCCCGCAUGGACAUGGAGCUAAACAGGCAAACUUUCCAGUGGCACAUGCGCAUGCCAUCUGUCUUUGAUGAGCACCGACAAAUCAUUAAGGAGAAGACCGUGCAGUUUCAGGAUGGCCUCAAGCUGCGCUGUGAGAGGUUUGUGGAAGACCUGGAGAGCUAUGCCAAGCAGGUAGAGGAGUUCCUCACUUUCGGGGAGCUCUCUGAGCUCGGCAAGUAUCUGAAAAAGGCUCAGGCACUCAACUCCAAACUAGAGACUGCCAUGGAAAAGAUUGAGGGCUUCAACUCCGAGGAAGAAGCAUUUGGAUGGCCCACCUCUCAGUACCCGCAGCGCAAAAAGGUCCAGGACCAACUGCUGCCAUACCUGCGUCUGUACCAGACAGCCUCUGAGUUCCAGGCCCAGCACAAGCAGUGGCUCCAUGGCCCCCUCGCCUCCGUUAACCCAGACAAGGUGGAGGGCGAAGUCAGCAACUACUGGCGCACUCUCUACAAGCUGGAGAAGAGCUUCCAGGAGUCCCCCAAGGCCCUUCACAUCGCCACCUGCGUGAAGACGGAAGUGGAGGCUUUCAAAGAGCACAUCCCUUUAGUGCAGGUGCUGUGUAACCCAGGCUUGCGUGACCGCCACUGGGAAUCCAUGUCGGCAGUGGUGGGCUUCCCCCUCAAGCCUUCCGAGGAGGUGGCCUGCGUUGCCCACUUCAUCCCCCUGCGCCUGGAGGCCCAUCUGCCCAGCUUCGAGAACAUCAGCGAAGCUGCCAGUAAGGAGUACUCCCUGGAGAAGGCCAUGGAGCGCAUGGCGGGCGAAUGGGCCGGCAUGGAGUUCACCCUGCUGCCCUACCGAGAGACCGGAACCUCCAUACUGUCCUCAGUCGAUGAAAUCCAGAUGCUGCUGGACGAUCACAUUGUCAAGACUCAAACCAUGCGUGGCUCGCCUUUCAUCAAACCUUUUGAGAAUGAGAUACGGGACUGGGAGGGUAAGCUACUCUUGCUGCAGGAGAUCCUUGACGAGUGGCUGAAGGUGCAGUCCACCUGGCUUUACCUAGAGCCCAUCUUCAGCUCUCCAGACAUCAUGGCCCAGAUGCCUGAGGAGGGACGCCGCUUCACCACUGUGGACAAAACCUGGAGGGAUACCAUGAAGCAAGUCAGCCUGGACAAGCACGUCCUGGCUGUUGUGGCUAUAGAAAAGAUGCUGGAGAAGCUGAGGAAAAGCAACGAGUUUCUGGAGCUCAUUUUGAAGGGCCUAAACGAAUACCUGGAAAAGAAGAGACUCUUCUUCCCCCGUUUCUUCUUCCUGUCCAACGAUGAGCUGCUGGAGAUCCUUUCAGAGACUAAGGACCCAACCAGGGUGCAGCCCCACCUGAAGAAGUGCUUUGAAGGCAUAGCCAGCGUGGUAUUCACAGAUGUACUGGACAUCACCCAUAUGAAGAGCAGUGAGGGCGAGGUGGUGGGCCUCCUGGACACCAUCUCCACCUCCAAAGCCCGUGGUCAGGUGGAGAAGUGGCUGCUGGAGCUGGAGUCUGGCAUGCUGAAGUCCUUACAUAAGGUGAUAGGUGAGGCCAUUGAGGCUUACCCACAAAACCUGAGAAUCAACUGGGUGCGAGAGUGGCCGGGCCAGACGGUGCUGUGUGUCUCGCAGGUCUACUGGACCAAACACAUUCAUGAAGCCAUUGCCAAGGGACCUCAGGCUCUUGAAGCUUACUUGCAUCAGAACAACACUCAGAUAGAUGAUAUAGUGGCGCUGGUGCGGGGGAAGCUGUCCAAGCAGAACAGAGUCACGCUGGGAGCUUUGGUGGUGCUGGACGUUCAUGCUAGAGAUGUUUUGGCCUCACUCGUUGAGAAGGGUGUGGACGAUGAGAACAAUUUUGAGUGGCUCAGCCAGCUUCGCUACUACUGGAUUGAGAACCACCUUCAGACCAAGAUGAUUAAUGCCGGCCUGGCUUAUGGCUAUGAGUACCUUGGCAACACUCCACGUCUGGUCAUCACACCCCUCACCGAUCGCUGCUACAGAACCCUAUUUGGAGCACUGCACCUGCACUUGGGAGGGGCUCCUGAGGGUCCUGCAGGUACAGGGAAGACUGAAACCACCAAAGAUCUGGCCAAAGCUGUGGCCAAGCAGUGCGUGGUCUUCAAUUGCUCCGACGGCCUCGACUACAUCGCUCUGGGCAAGUUCUUUAAGGGCUUGCUGUCCUGUGGUGCGUGGGCAUGCUUUGACGAGUUCAACCGUAUCGACCUGGAAGUGCUGUCAGUGGUGGCGCAGCAAAUUCUCACUAUUCAGAGAGGUAUUGCAGCCCAUGCAGAGAUGCUGUUGUUUGAAGGCACCAAGCUGAAACUCGACCCAUCCUGCGCCGUGUUCAUCACCAUGAACCCGGGCUACGCUGGCCGUUCUGAACUGCCGGACAACCUGAAGGCCCUGUUCCGGACCGUGGCUAUGAUGGUGCCAGACUAUGCCCUGAUCGCCGAGAUUGUGCUGUACUCCUGCGGCUUCGUUACAGCCCGUCCACUUUCCGUGAAGAUUGUGGCCACAUACAGGCUUUGCUCUGAACAGCUGUCCUCCCAGAGCCACUAUGAUUACGGCAUGAGAGCCGUCAAAUCUGUGCUGACCGCUGCAGGCAACCUGAAGCUGAAGUUUCCAGAAGAAAAUGAGGACAUUCUAUUGCUGAGGUCUAUCAUCGACGUUAACCUUCCUAAAUUUUUGGCCCAUGAUCUGCCAUUGUUUGAGGGUAUCACCUCAGAUCUUUUCCCUGGCGUCAAGCUCCCCAAACCUGACUACCGUGUCCUGCUGGAGGCCAUCAAGGAGAACAGCGACAAGAUGAACCUGCAGGUGACUGACUUCUUCGCCGACAAGAUCCUGCAGAUCUUUGAGAUGAUGAUUGUGCGCCAUGGAUUCAUGCUGGUGGGAGAGCCCUUCGGAGGAAAGACCAGCGCCUAUCGAGUGCUGGCCACUGCAUUACACGAUAUCUGUGAGAAGGGCCUGAUGGAUGAAAACAGGGUGCAAAUCACUGUUAUUAACCCAAAGUCCAUCACCAUGGGUCAGCUGUAUGGUCAGUUUGACCCUGUUUCCCACGAAUGGUCAGAUGGCAUCCUUGCUGUCAGCUACAGAGCAUUUGCCACAUCUCAGACUCCAGACAGGAAGUGGCUGAUCUUUGAUGGCCCAGUGGACGCUGUGUGGAUUGAGAACAUGAACACAGUGCUGGACGACAAUAAGAAGCUGUGCCUGAUGAGUGGAGAGAUCAUCCAGAUGUCCCCGCAGAUGAGCCUCAUCUUCGAGCCCAUGGACCUAGAGGUGGCUUCACCUGCCACGGUGUCCCGCUGUGGUAUGAUCUACAUGGAGCCUCACAUGUUGGGUUGGAGGCCCCUCAUGCUGUCCUGGCUGAACACGCUGCCCUCUACAGUCAGCUCCAUGCACAAAGACCUCAUCACCGGCCUGUUUGACCGCACACUGCCCGCCUGCCUGCAGCUAAUCCGCAAAGGAACCAAGGAGUUGUCUCCAACGUCAGACACCAACCUGGUGAAUUCUCUGAUGAACCUAAUGGACUGUAUGAUGGAUGAGUUCAGGGAGGAGGGCCAGAUGAAGGGCAUGAACGAGAGAGACAUCUGCUCUUGGCUGGAGGGUAUUUUUGUCUUCUCCCUGGUGUGGUCAGUGGGAGCCAGCUGUUCGGAGGCUGGCCGGCUGAAGUUUGACGGGCUGCUGAGGGAGGUGCUGACUGGUGCACUGAGUGAGGAGACUCGGGAGCGCCACGGGAUCCUGGAGCACGUAGAGCCGCCAACAAAGCAGCUGACUGUGCCCUUACCCACCGAGGGCACUCUGUACCAGUACCGCUUCAUCAAAGAGGGUCCAGGAAGAUGGGAGCUGUGGACGGACGAGCUGAAGCAGGCGCCCCCGAUCCCCAAGGACGUCCAGUUCAAUGAGAUUAUAGUGCCCACAGAGGACACAGUGCGCUACACGGCUCUGAUGGAGCUGCUCGUCACACACCAGAAGCCCGUCGUCUUUGUGGGGCCCACAGGAACUGGCAAGAGUGUCUACAUCAUAGACUUCUUGUUGAAUCAUCUGAACAAGGAUGUGUACAACCCUCUGCUAAUCAACUUUUCAGCUCAAACCACAGCUGCUCAAACCCAGAACAUCAUCAUGUCCAAGCUGGAUAAGAGGCGCAAAGGAGUGUUCGGCCCACCUCUGGGAAAGAAAACGGUGGUGUUUGUGGAUGAUGUGAACAUGCCGGCAAGGGAGACUUACGGGGCACAGCCACCCGUGGAGCUUUUACGUCAGUGGUUGGACCACUGGAACUGGUAUGACCUGAAGGACUGCUCCAUGAUCAACCUGGUGGACAUUCAGAUCAUGUGUGCAAUGGGGCCCCCUGGUGGUGGGAGGAACCCAGUGACACCUCGCUUCCUACGCCAUUUUAACACAGUGACAAUCAAUGAAUUUGAUGAGAAAACCAUGUACACCAUCUUCUCCAGGAUCCUGAACUGGCACUUGACCAUACGACUUCCUUUUCCAAAGCCCUUUGCUAGCCUUACCUCUCUGGUAGUUGCCGCUACCAUGGCCGUUUAUCAGGAAGCCACAAAGAACUUGCUGCCCACACCUGCCAAAUCCCAUUAUCUCUUCAACCUGCGAGAUUUCUCCCGUGUCAUCCAGGGCGUUUGCUUAUCUCGUCCAGAGACUGCAGAUGACCCUAAAGCUAUUAAACGCCUUUGGGUGCAUGAGGUGCAGAGGGUCUAUUAUGACCGUUUGGUCCACCCAUCUGACCGCACCUGGAUGGUAGAUUUCUUGCAAGAGGUCUGCCAGUCCCAGCUUAAGGAAGACUUCCACGAGCUUUUCAAGCACCUGGAUUUCGAUUCAGAUGGCUGUGUGACAGAAGACGACCUGCGCAGCCUCAUGUUCUGCGACUUCCACGACCCCAAGGGCGAAGACCGCAGCUACCGCGAGGUGGGUGACCUGGACCAGCUGCGUCAGGUGGUGGAGUCCCACCUGGAGGAGUUCAACAAUGUCAGCAAGGCACCCAUGAACCUGGUACUCUUCCGUUUCGCCAUCGAACACGUCUGCAGGAUCUCCCGUGUCCUCAAGCAGCCUCGUGGUCAUGCGCUCCUGGUGGGUGUCGGGGGAAGUGGUCGACAAUCCCUCACCCGCCUGGCCGCCCACAUGGCCGAGGCUGAGCUCUUCCAAGUGGAAAUCUCAAAAAGUUAUGGCACAGCUGAGUGGCGUGAUGAUCUCAAGCUCAUCCUGCGCAAGUCUACAUUCGGCGACACCCAUGGAGUCUUCCUCUUCACCGACACCCAGAUCAAGAUGGAGUCCUUCCUGGAAGAUGUCAGCAACCUGCUCAACACAGGGGAGGUGCCCAACCUCUUUGCUGUUGACGAGAAGCAGGAGAUCUGUGAGCGCAUGCGAGUCCUGGACCGCCAGCGGGAGCGGGACAAGCAGACAGAUGGAAGCCCGUUGGCACUUUUCAACAUGUUUCUUGAGCGCUGCCGCAGCCAGCUGCAUGUGGUUCUUGCUAUGAGUCCCAUAGGAGACACUUUCAGAGGCCGUUUGCGACGUUUCCCCGCCCUUAUCAACUGCUGCACCAUAGACUGGUUCCAGAGCUGGCCUGAAGAUGCUCUGCAGGCAGUGGCUUCUCGCUUCUUGGAGGAUAUUGAGAUGACGGAUGACACUCGCGCGGGCUGCAUCGACAUGUGUCAGAGCUUCCACACCUCCACCAUCAAUCUCUCAGCACGCUUUCUCAAUGAGUUGCAGCGGUACAACUACGUCACACCCACCUCCUACUUGGAGCUCAUUUCCACCUUCAAAGUUCUGCUGGAACGCAAGAGAACUGAGGUGAUGAAGCUGAAGCAGCGGUACGAGGUGGGCCUGGAGAAACUGGAAUCAGCCUCUGCUCAGGUGGCCACCAUGCAAGUGGAGCUGGAGGCUCUUCAGCCUCAGCUCCGCGUGGCCAGCAAAGAGGUUGACGAGAUGAUGGUGGUGAUCAAGCAUGAGUCUGAGGAGGUGGCCAAGACAGAAAAAGUGGUGCGGGUGGACGAAGCAGUGGCCAAUGAGCAGGCCAUGGCUGCCAAGGCCAUCAAAGAUGAAUGUGAUGCGGACCUGGCUGUAGCCCUGCCCAUCCUGGAGUCAGCUCUUGCUGCACUCGAUACGCUCACCCCACAGGACAUCACAGUGGUAAAGUCUAUGAAGAGUCCUCCAGCUGGUGUCAAGCUUGUGAUGGAAGCAAUCUGCAUCCUGAAGGGCAUCAAACCUGACCGAAUCCCAGAUCCCUCUGGCUCCGGCAAAAAGGUGGAGGACUUCUGGGGCCCAGCCAAGAAGCUUUUGGGUGACAUGAAGUUCCUUCAGAGUCUGCAUGAAUACAACAAAGAUAACAUCCCACCGGCCUACAUGACCAUCAUCCGCAACAAAUACAUCACCAAUCCUGACUUUGUGCCUGAGAAGAUUCGAACAGCCUCCACUGCUGCCGAAGGUCUCUGUAAAUGGGUCUGUGCAAUGGACUCCUACGACAAGGUUGCUAAAGUAGUGGCCCCCAAGAAAGAGAAGCUGGCACAGGCGGAGGGCGAGCUGAAGGUGGCUAUGGAGAGCCUCCAGAAGAAGCAGGCAGCUUUGAAGGAGGUCCAGGAGAAACUUGCCAAGCUGCAGGAGACCCUGGAGGCAAACAAGAACAAAAAGGCGGACCUGGAGAAUCAGGUUGAGCUGUGCAGUAAGAAGCUGGAGCGGGCAGAGCAGCUGAUUGGUGGUUUGGGGGGAGAGAAGACACGCUGGAGUGAGACUGCGCUACACCUGGGCGAGCUUUACAACAACCUGACCGGAGACAUCCUCAUCUCAGCUGCUAUAGUAGCUUACCUGGGGGCUUUCACCUCUAGUUACAGACAGAUAGCUACAGAUGAGUGGAUUGGGCUGUGUAAGGCCAGGGAGAUCCCCUGCUCCAAGAACGUGUCCCUGAUGCACACUCUGGGAGAGCCCGUGAAGAUCCGAAGCUGGACCAUUGCAGGGCUUCCCUCGGACAGCUUUUCCAUUGACAAUGGCAUCAUCAUCUCUAACGCGAGACGAUGGCCGCUGAUGAUCGACCCGCAGGGCCAGGCCAAUAAGUGGGUGAAGAACAUGGAGAAAGCCAACAGCCUGCACAUCAUCAAGCUGAGCGACGCUGACUUCGUGCGAACCCUGGAGAACUGUAUCCAAUUUGGCACACCAGUGCUGCUGGAAAAUGUGGGUGAGGAGCUAGACCCCAUUCUUGAGCCCUUGCUGUUGAAGCAGACUUUUAAGCAAGGUGGAAGUGUGUGUAUCCGCCUUGGAGAUUCCACUAUAGAGUAUGCACCAGAUUUUCGCUUCUACAUCACAACUAAGCUACGCAACCCUCACUAUCUACCCGAAACUUCAGUCAAGGUAACGCUUCUGAACUUCAUGAUCACGCCUGAGGGUAUGCAGGACCAACUGCUGGGCAUCGUUGUGGCACGAGAGAGGCCGGACUUGGAAGAAGAGAAGCAAGCCCUCAUACUGCAGGGAGCUGAGAACAAGAGACAGCUGCAGGAAAUCGAGGACAAGAUCCUGGAAGUGCUCUCCUCGUCCAAAGGUAACAUUCUGGAGGAUGAGAGGGCCGUUCAGAUCCUUUCCUCCUCCAAAGUGCUGGCCAACGAGAUCUCAGAAAAGCAGGCUGUCGCAGAAGUGACAGAGCAGAAGAUCGACGAGACCCGCAUGGGCUACACACCCAUCGCAGUCCACUCGGCCAUCCUGUUCUUCUCCAUCGCUGACCUGGCCAACAUUGAACCAAUGUACCAGUACUCACUAACCUGGUUCAUCAACCUCUUCAUUCUGUCCAUCGACAAUUCUGACAAGAGUGAUGUCCUGGAGCAGAGACUGCAGAUUCUGCGAGACCAUUUCACCUACUCGCUGUACGUUAACGUGUGCCGCUCGCUCUUCGAGAAGGACAAACUCCUCUUCUCCUUCUGCCUCAACGUUAACCUGCUUAAACAUGACAAGCUUAUUGAUGAAAAUGAAUGGCGUUUUCUGCUGACGGGUGGCGUGGGACUGGACAACCGUCACUCCAACCCCUGUACCUGGCUGCCCAAGAAGUCCUGGGAUGAGAUCUGCCGGCUGGACGAGCUGGAGCACUUCAAGGGGCUGCGCAAGGACAUGGCCCGCCUCAGAGACGGAUGGAAAGAAGUCUAUGACAGCAAGGAUCCUCAUCACACACCUUUUCCUGGAGAGUGGCAGGAGAAACUGGGACAGUUCCAGAGAAUGUUACUUAUCCGCUGCCUGAGACCAGACAAGAUGAUCCCCAUGGUUCAGGAGUUUGUGUCUGACAGCUUGGGCCAUCAGUUUAUUGAAGUCCCUCCCUUUAACCUGGGGAAGGCAUUUGGGGACAGCCACUGCUGCGCUCCCCUCAUCUUCAUCCUCUCACCGGGAUCAGACCCCAUGGCAGCACUGCUCAAAUUCGGAGACGAACAGGGCUUCUCUGGGAACAAGUUGACUUCACUGUCCCUAGGCCAAGGCCAGGGCCCCAUCGCCAUGAGCAUGAUCGAGACGGGUGUGAAGGAAGGCACCUGGGUGGUCUUACAGAACUGCCAUCUGGCCACGUCCUGGAUGGCAACUCUAGAACGGGUGUGCGAGGAGCUGAACCCGGACACCACUCACCCAGAAUUCCGUCUGUGGCUGACCAGUUACCCCUCACCCAACUUUCCUGUGGCCGUCUUACAGAACGGCGUCAAAAUGACCAACGAGGCCCCCAAAGGGCUGCGCUCUAACAUCAUCGGCUCCCUCUACAUGGAUCCUAUCUCUGACCCUGAGUUCUUCAACAGCAGCUCCAAACCGGCUGUCUUUAAGAAGCUGCUGUAUGGUCUGUGUUUCUUCCAUGCACUGACCCAAGAGAGGAGGAAGUUUGGCCCCCUGGGCUGGAACAUCCCCUACGAGUUCAACGAGACUGAUCUGCGCAUAUCUGUCCAGCAGCUGCACAUGUUCCUGGACCAGUACGAAGAGGUGCCUUUUGAUGCGCUCCGCUAUAUGACAGGAGAAUGUAACUACGGAGGCAGAGUAACGGACGACUGGGAUCGCCGGACCCUCCGUACCAUCCUCUCCAUUUUCUACACAGCCAACAUCAUCACAGACCCCCAUUAUAAGUUUGACCCCAGCGGCAUUUACUAUGCACCACCUGAGGGAGAUCACAACGGUUACAUUGAGUACACCAGGUCGCUCCCGCUGUAUCCUUCACCGGAAAUCUUCGGCAUGAACGCCAAUGCCGACAUCACCAAGGACCAGGUGGAAACCCAGCUCCUGUUCGACAGCAUCCUGCUCACUCAGUCUCGCACGUCUGGAGGAGAUGCGAAAUCAUCAGACGACAUGGUGUACGAGGUGGCGGCGGAUAUUUUGGGCAAGCUGCCACGGGACUUUGAUACAGAGGCUGCCAUGCGCAAGUUCCCCACCAGCUACAACCAGAGCAUGAACACUGUGCUGGUUCAAGAGAUGGGCCGCUUCAACAAGCUGCUGCAGACCAUCCGGGACUCCUGUAUCAACAUCCAGAAGGCCAUCAAGGGUCUGGUGGUGAUGUCUGCUGAGUUAGAAGAAGUUGUGACGAGCAUUCUGAAAGGCCGUAUUCCCGGCAUGUGGAUGAAGAAGUCUUACCCCAGCCUCAAACCACUGGGAGGAUACGUCAGUGACUUCUUGGAGAGGCUUGCGUUUUUGCAGGGGUGGUACGAUAAUGGCACGCCUGCGGUCUUCUGGAUGUCAGGCUUCUUCUUCACGCAGGCCUUCUUGACAGGAAGCCAGCAAAACUACGCUCGCAAGCACACCAUUCCCAUCGACCUGCUGGGCUUCGACUUUGAGGUCAUGGACGACAAGGAGUACAAGCAGCCUCCUGAGGACGGUGUCUACAUUCGCGGUUUGUUCCUGGAUGGUGCUCGAUGGGACCGGAAGACGAAGCUCCUCGCUGAGUCUUAUCCGAAGAUUCUUCAUGACACCAUGCCUGUGAUUUGGCUGAAGCCCAUCAAGAAGCAGGACAUCCCCCAGCGACUGUGCUACGUUGCUCCCGUCUACAAGACCAGCGAGAGGCGCGGGACGCUGUCCACCACUGGUCACUCCACCAACUACGUCAUCGCCAUGACACUGAACUCGGACGUUACCCCCGAUCAUUGGAUCCGCCGCGGCGUCGCCCUGCUGUGCCAGCUGAACUCGUGAAGAACCAACAGCAAACGGAUUAAAGACGAGCAAUUUACUGCACUGUAUUAUUCAAUUACAUUCUAUUCACAAAUAUCACUUACUGAGGCUCUGAUUGUGAUGAUUCCGCAUCUGCGGCAGGUUUUAUUGAUUCUUUACAAUUUAUCGCAAAAUUUC